CACCAGAAGAGGGCGCCGUUCAAGAUGGCAGCCACCAUGGCGAGUGCAACUCGAUCAACUGUCUUGAAACUUUACCGCCAAAUCUUACGGGAAUCCAAGAAAUUUACUGGAUAUAAUUAUAGAGAAUAUGCAUUGAGGAGGACUAAAGAUGCCUUUCGAGAGAACAAAAGCUUGACAGAUGAGGCAGGGAUCAAUGCUUUGAUCCGAGAAGCUGAAGAGAAUCUACAGAUUAUAAAAAGACAGGUUGUUCUCAGCCAGCUUUACAAGGAUCCAUUACUGGUAAUUGAAGAAAAUAAACCGGGACAGAGGUAGCAGCUAUGACGGAGGCAGAGGGUUUGAAGAUGAGGCUGAGCUCUACACUUCAGAAUGCAGGCGGUGUCACAAGUACAGAUGCAUCAAAGAACAGUGUCAUUAAGAAAUCUGUUUUCCUCUCUGUGUGCCCAACCAUUACCCACGAUGCCAUGAACUGGUGAAAAUGAAAACAGUUCAUGGCAACAUGGCAGUUGAAUCAUUUGCCAUACAAAGCCACAGUGUUGAGCUAUGAAGUGCAAGACCUUGAUUUUUAUUUUGAGGUAGACUAGUUUUUUUUCUUACCUUUUAAAGCGAUUUCCAGUGAGGGCUUUUCUUUCAACCCCUCCACGGUAAUUUCCCCCUUUUUUGUAGUCAUGUAGCAUUGCCACUUUGCCAGUCUGCAGUGCAGUUCAAUGCAAUGUACAUAGUUGAUUGUUGACUGAAUGACGUACAUGAAAUAGCAAUUGAGAGGAGACACAAGUGGUUGUAUUUGAAAGAGCAGAGAACCCAUGAAAUGUUUCCAAAUCAUUGAAGUCCCCGAGUAGAAAAGUAGGGAUAAACUUCUCAAGUCAACAGAGAGUCACCAGAACCUCAGUGUACGAUGCUUGUUUUCUUUAGUCAUGGCCAGUUUAGAUGAAAUUGGUUUUGAAUUUCUUUCACAUAUUUGUAAAGAAUGUAGAUUUCCAUGCCAGUUUUUCUCAUUCGAAGCAAGAUAUGGGACGGAGAGAACCCCCCCCCCCGCCUUUGUGUUGG
This is a messenger RNA of Acanthaster planci (crown-of-thorns starfish), 1044 nucleotides long. Its product is annotated as LYR motif-containing protein 4-like. Gene Ontology annotation, biological process: iron-sulfur cluster assembly. NCBI's taxonomy places the organism in Eukaryota, Metazoa, Echinodermata, Asteroidea, Valvatida, Acanthasteridae. The record is from RefSeq and is a predicted model, not a curated record. Gene Ontology annotation, cellular component: mitochondrion; L-cysteine desulfurase complex.